AUGGCUACCAAGGAACACUGUCUCGCUUGCUUCGAGACACUCGAUGCUCAUCUCAAUAAUCGAAAGGCCCUGUCUCUGGAAGAAAUCCAGGAACUCUCCGCUCUCACGCCCGAGUCGGAGCUCACGUCGCCCAAAGCUCUCGACGAUCCCAGUCUUCAACAUCUCGCAGUCCCUGACGCCAGUGCUUCAUCCUCCUCUUCAUCGACCUCGCUAGGUGCCUCAACGCCCGCUACAAGCACUUCUUCUCUGCCUAUCCCUCCAAGCUCCGCCCCACUGUUCGUGACAUGGAACACCAUGGAUGGCGGCGAACCCAUGCUGCGCGGCUGCAUCGGCACUUUUGAAUCCCAAGAUCUAUCCGAAGGCAUCCCCGAAUACGCUCUCAUCUCUGCCCUCCACGACUCCCGCUUCUCCCCAGUAAGAAAGUCAGAGCUGCCGACGCUGCAGGUCGCAGUCACGCUACUCACCGACUUUGAAGAGGUUGACGACAUCUUCGACUGGGAGAUCGGCGUCCAUGGCAUCCGGCUCUCCUUCCACGACCGCGGCCGUCGCUACGGCUCCACAUAUCUCCCCGAUGUCGCCUCCGAGCAGGGUUGGUCCAAGGACGAGACUCUCUUUAGCCUCAUCCGCAAGGCCGGGUGGACUGGUAGCCGGGGCCGCUGGAAGGACUUGGAUCUCAAGGUCACGCGUUACCAGGGCAAGAAGACGACUCUAGAGUAUGACGACUACAAGGAGUGGCGGGGCACCGUUAAGGCGUGA
This is a messenger RNA of Fusarium pseudograminearum CS3096, 756 nucleotides long. RefSeq lists its product as uncharacterized. Lineage: Eukaryota; Fungi; Ascomycota; Sordariomycetes; Hypocreales; Nectriaceae. The coding region runs from base 1 to 756 and encodes 251 amino acids. The transcript has a single exon. The record is from RefSeq and is a predicted model, not a curated record.